Molecule: messenger RNA, 1449 nt
Organism: Rhea pennata
Lineage: Eukaryota; Metazoa; Chordata; Aves; Rheiformes; Rheidae
Product: probable 2-ketogluconate reductase
Exons: 7
Coding region: 101-1291 (396 amino acids)
Molecular function (GO): NAD binding; oxidoreductase activity, acting on the CH-OH group of donors, NAD or NADP as acceptor
Source: RefSeq, a predicted model, not a curated record
GGGGUGUGCAUCACCGAUCAGGAAAUUGAGAGCUGUUGGUUCCUCCAGAAGCGGUGUUACAUUUAACACAUUGAACGGGGCAUCUGAUAGCCAAACAAUUAUGUUCAGGGGCAGACCAUUUGGUCUGUUAAAAUCUCUCCACUUCUUGGAUGGCCAUCCAAAUUUGGCCCAUAAAUUCAUUCAUCCAGCUAUUACUUCUCAUGUGCAUCACUGUCAAAAGAGGAAUGUGGAUUACAGACAGAGCUACAGGACAGGCCCAAGUAGUGCUGGAAGAAGAACACUAGAUGUUCCUCAAACUAAGGUCAUGGCAGAACAAGAAUUGCCAGGUGUUUUGAUUCUGGAUAUAGGAGGAACUCAUGGUGUGCUGGAAAACCAUGUAGCACUUCUGAAGAAACACUUUCGCCUUAUCACCAUGAAGGAAUUUCUUGAAAACAAAAAAGAAGUGAGCAAAAAAAUCCAGUCUGUUUUUGUGUUUGAGUGCAGGCCAACUAUUGACCGAGAGCUCCUGGAAAGCCUGCCUAAUUUAAAGGUUAUUGGAAACUCCGGCGUUGGAGUGGAUCACUUAGAUGUGAAAAUGAUUUCUAACUUUGGUGUAAAAGUGACUAACACCCCACAUGCCGUUGCUGACUCAACAGCAGACAUAGGAAUGGCCUUGAUGCUGGCAUCUGCCAGAAGACUAGUGGAAGGCUGCCAGAUUGCAAUUUCUUCAGACACAAAGUAUUUUGCUGUUGACUGGCUGGGAGUUGAAGUUACCAAGGCUACUCUUGGGAUCAUUGGAAUGGGCAGUAUUGGUUAUAAAGUGGCUCAGAGGGCCAAAGCCUUUGAAAUGAAGAUUCUCUACCACAACAGGAACCAGAGGAAAAAGGAAGAGGAACAGGCAGUUGGUGCCCAUUACUGUGAGAAGAUGGAAGACUUGCUACAGCAAUCUGACUUUGUUAUGCUGGUUGUGAACUUGACUCCAGAGACUCACAAACUGAUUGGGAAAAGGGAGUUGGGGCUAAUGAAACCCACAGCCACUCUUAUAAACAUCAGCCGAGGUGCAGUUAUUGAUCAAGAUGCAUUGGUAGAAGCUCUCCAGAAGAAGGUUAUUAUGGCUGCUGCUCUGGAUGUGACAUACCCUGAGCCUCUUCCAAGGGACCAUCCUUUAUUAAAAUUAAAUAACAUCAUCAUAACCCCUCACAUUGGAACUGCAACAGUCCAAGCCAUCCAUAUGAUGGCAGAGGAAGCAAUAGCAAAUAUGCUAGCUGCUCUCAAUGGUAAACCCAUUCCCAGUGAAGUGUUCCCCAAAUGAUGUGUAUCAGAUGACAUCACAAAAUCUCAUAUCUGUGAAAAGACACUAUUUCCUACAGUUCCUGUGUUCCUGCACUGCUUUUGUUGUCAUGAUACUGCAAAGCUGUUGGCCCAUUGUGAUUACCCUGUAUUGUCAUUUCCAACUCUGAAAAACAAAGG